ACUACCGAGCAGUAUUCAGAAUGAAGCAACUCUCGCUUUUAGCUCUCGUCCUGGCCCAGCUUCUGGUUGUCAUUAAUUGUGGCGUCUACGACUAUACAGAUACUUGGGUUCUUUCCGACAAGACCAAGAAAUUCCCGGAUAACGCUGUUCUCGGUGGAUUCGAUCCCAAUGGAUACGAUAACUUCGUGGGACGCGUUGUCUACAGUUCCUCAAUUCUGCCCGCCCGAAUUGUGGCCGAGACUGGAAGUGCAUCCUACAACACUGAAAGCCUUGCGAAUACUGCAACUUCCUACGAAUUGUUAGUGGCCAAUGUCACCAUGAGCUAUCACUGGGUGCACAGCUACGAUGGCUACAGGGAGAAGAAUGCAGUCUCAGUGGGAACGAGCAAUACUAACGAUCGUGUCUAUGUUUGCCGCUGCCGAACUGAUGGAGCUCUCUUCAUUGGAACUCUUUACCUUCCUCAAAGAAGCUGCAUCGUUCGCUAUGGAAAUCUUCCCUUGAGGCAAGUGGAAAAGUACGAGGUGUUGGUUCGUAAAAGGAAAGCAGAUGAGAGGUCUCCACUCAUACCAGAUGGAUGGUUUCCACUCGAUGUUUAAUUUAAUUUUUACGAAAAUAUAAGCGAAACUAAUUUAAA
Messenger RNA from Drosophila albomicans, 634 nucleotides. RefSeq lists its product as uncharacterized. The transcript has a single exon. Lineage: Eukaryota; Metazoa; Arthropoda; Insecta; Diptera; Drosophilidae. The coding region runs from base 21 to 596 and encodes 191 amino acids. The record is from RefSeq and is a predicted model, not a curated record.